AUGGUUGCAUCUCGCGAAGAAUAUGAUGUCUUGCUAGUCGGGGCCGGUAUGUCUGGCCUCUGCGCACUUCAUCAUAUUCGGAAACGAUUCCCCCAUUGGCGGAUAAAAGUCCUUGAGGCUGCACCGGAUGUUGGUGGCACAUGGUAUUGGAAGUGCUAUCCUGGCGCACGCUUCGACUCUGAGUCUGUCUCUUAUGCUUUCUCAUUUGACGAAAGUAUCCUGAAUGACUGGCGUUGGAAGGAAACCUCCUCGGCACAGCCAGAUACCUUAAAAGGCCGUUCCUACGUCACGAGAUUCUACGUCUCCUGCCUCGGUUUCCUUUCCAACCCAACGGUUCCUGCUAUCCCUGGCAUUGAAUCGUUCCGAGGCCGUGGAUUCCACACUUCACAAUGGCCUAAGGACCUAACAAAUGCUGAUUUAGCAAACCAACGUAUCGGUGUCUUGGGCACUGGAGCCACUGGUAUCCAAACAAUCACUGCCCUUUCCAAAGUACCGGGCAUCAAGUCGCUCACAGUAUUCCAACGGACCGUCAACUGGUCUGCUCCACUCCACAAUAGUGAAAUUACCGACGAGCAAAUGGCGGAAAUUCGCAAGGACUGGGCCGAGAUGUUUCAAACCUGUGCGGACACACCAACGUGCUUCAUAUACAAGGCAGACCCUCGCAAGUCGUCUGACGUCACACCGGAAGAGCGUCACGAACUCAACCAACUAUACUCCAACUUCAUGGCCGACAAAAUCAGAGGUCGCGUUAACGAUCCUGAAGUCGCAGAAAGUUUGAUUCCGAAAGAUCACGGCUUUGGCCUUCGACGUGUGCCUUUGGAGAGCGGGUACUUUGAAGCGUAUAAUCAGCCGAAUGUUCACUUAGUCGAUCUAAAGAAGAACGCUAUUGACCAGGUUACACCUAAGGGCGAGAUGGGACGGAGCACGAAACGGUGUUCCCCUCUCAUGGGUAAAAGCGGCACUGAAGAAGGUGACAAAGCCGUUUGGGUUGACUAUCGACCACGGACGUACCUGGGCAUGACAGUUCCCAAGUUCCCUAACAUGUUCAUGGUCCUGGGACCUCACCAGCCUUUUGGGAACGCGCCGCGUAGCAUCGAGCACGCCGUUGAUGUUAUCGUCGAGAUGUUGACUACUUGUGACGAGAAUGGUUAUACAUACGUCGAACCAAAAGAAGAAGCAGUGGAAGCCUGGACCGAGCAUGUGGCGGACUGCAGCGAGGGUGCGUUGCUGAACGAGGUCGAUAGCUGGAUGACUGGUGUGAACAAGAAUGUCGCGGGUAAAACGGUGAGAAACGUGGCACGGUAUGCCGGUAGUGCCAUUGAAUUCAGAAGGAGGUGCGAGUUGAGCAGGGCGGCAGGAUGGCCCGGGUUAGAAUUUGCUGGAAACUUGCCCAUGGCAAGCCUAUAG
This is a messenger RNA of Penicillium argentinense, 1407 nucleotides long. Its product is annotated as flavin-containing monooxygenase. NCBI's taxonomy places the organism in Eukaryota, Fungi, Ascomycota, Eurotiomycetes, Eurotiales, Aspergillaceae. The transcript has 4 exons. The record is from RefSeq and is a predicted model, not a curated record. Bases 1 to 1407 code for a protein of 468 amino acids.